AUGGCGUACCGUCUCAGAAGCCCCAGUCACAUUAGCAUAUUUCUCUUGAUUGUGCUUGUUUGCGUUUACAUAUAUGAUAAGCAGUCUACGAAUUUACGAUCGUCAAUCCUUCAGUUUUCGGUCAAUGAGCAGAAGCCUUCUGCAGACAUCCUCCAGUCACUUUCACUGUCAGAGGACCAAUGCCGCGCAGCUUUCCCAGGCUUGACGAAAGAAAUCGAUGAUGCAGUGGCUCGAGGACCAUUUCCUCUGAAGAGACAGCCAGACCACCAUACUGGGCUUGUGCAAGGGAGAAUAAAGGAUGGAAAGGUAUUCAUCAUUUCGGCGGACCCGAAUCCCUCCCGGAACAUGCUCCAGGAGCGAACUUCAGUCUUGCACCAAAUCCACCGUGCAAUUGCUACUUCUCCCUCGCCUCUCCCGAACACUAUUUUCGCCUUCAAUAUACUCGAUACUCCAAUGAAUAACUCAUGGACAUUCUCAAGAUCGAACGACCCUAAAAUCAAAAACGGAAAUUACUGGGUUAUGCCGCACUUUAGUUUCUGGUCGUGGCCGGUUUCCUUUAUUGGAACCAUCGAUCAAGCGAUGUCGAAGAUUGAUCGUAUAGAGAUGGAUAAACAUUGGACCGAGAAAAUUGACAAAGCGGUAUGGAGAGGAACGGGAUGGUUCAAUACCGUCGGAAACAAGGACUCUCGACCAAGCUUGGUUCUCAAGGGUAAAGAUAAAGAAUGGGCAGAUAUAGAAGCUCUUAAUUGGACCACAAACGGCGAUAGUGCCGAAAAUGCUAUCGGAAUAGAGGAUUUUUGCAAGUAUAAGUAUAUUGUUUACACUGAGGGCAUAACCUACUCUGGGCGUCUACUUUUCCAUCAGGCAUGCGCUUCCGUUAUUCUCACACCACCACCGACCUAUUUACUUCACCAAACACACUUUAUGCGUCCCAUAUUCUCAAAAACAUUCCUCCCGACACGUGAAGUGUCUGCCAAAUUUGAAUAUGACUGGACAACUCGUUGGCCCAACACCUAUGGACUAAGUGAAGCGAACAUUAUAUUCGUUGAACCCGACUGGUCAGACCUCGAGGAAACGAUUAUGUACUUGCGAAACCGUCCUGAGAUAGCUACUGGUAUUGCCGAAAGACAAAGGCAACUGUUCACAAGAUACUUGUCCCCAGCCUCUGAGACUUGUUACUGGAGAGCUCUCAUACGUGGUUGGAGUAAAGUUGCUGAACCUUAUUAUGAAGAUGGUGGUUGGGCUAGGUGGGAUGCAGAAGGUGUUGAAGAUGGCGAAGGAAUGAGGUGGGAGACAUUCAGUCUACUUGGUAAAGUACCCCAGAACUGA
Molecule: messenger RNA, 1329 nt
Organism: Botrytis fragariae
Lineage: Eukaryota; Fungi; Ascomycota; Leotiomycetes; Helotiales; Sclerotiniaceae
Product: putative duf821 domain-containing protein
Exons: 3
Coding region: 1-1329 (442 amino acids)
Source: RefSeq, a predicted model, not a curated record